GCACAAGAGAAGAUCAGGGAGAAGGACAUAGAGAUAGAGAAAGAGAUAAAGGACUGUGGAAUGUAGAGAUUAUAGAAACCACGAGGACCAAACAGACGAUGAAUACAUGCUAAAGAAACAUCAAGACUAACGUGACUAGUUGUUUUUUUUUUCUGUCUUUCUGGAUCAGAUCAUCAUCCUCUUCCUCCUCCUCAUCCUCAUCAUCAUCAUCAUCAUCAUCGUCAUCAUCAUGGCUUUAAUGCCAACUCCUGGACUCACUUCCUCUUUAGGGAUCGCUGACCCCACGUCCUUCUCCCCAAACAAUACGUCUAAUAUCCUGAGCAGCCUUGAAGGAACCAUAUCAGGAGCUCUGAUCCUAAGCAUCGCCUUCGUCCUCGGCAUUCCCGGCAACCUCUUUGUCAUCUGGAGCGUGGUGGCUAGAACGCAGCGCCACUCAGUGACGGCAACGCUUAUCCUCAACCUGGCCUGCGCAGACGGCAUGCUUAUGCUGCUCACACCUUUCUUUAUCAUCUACCUCCUCAAGCGGUCCUGGAUCUUCGGCCUGGCCAUGUGCAAGGUCCUGUAUUACUUCUGCUGCGCCAACAUGUACGCCUCUAUCUUCCUGAUCACACUGAUGAGCCUCCACAGGCUGGUGGCCGUGGUGUGGCCGCAGCAUCUCGCUGCCUUCAGCACGCGCAGGACCGUCGUACGGACUCUUGUGGCCCUCUGGAUCCUGGCGCUGGCUCUGGCUGCGCCUGUUCUGGUGUUUCGAAACAUCGAAAAAAAUCAAAACGACACUAUUGUGUGUGACUGUCUACACUCCAAGCCUGAAUAUGUGGUGAUGCAGUACUCCAUGGAGACGUUCCUGGGCUUCUUGCUGCCCUACAGCUUGAUUCUAAUCAGUUACGUUCAGAUUCUUCUCAGGAUUCGCCGCACACGCUUUCAGAGACGUAUUCGCAGCGAGAAGCUCAUUCUGAUCAUCGUCAUAACCUUCGCUCUCUUCUGGCUGCCGUACCAUGUCGUCAACAUGCUGCAGGUGGCUGAAGGGUUGGUUGUGAGCGCGCAACAAAAGAUACACGACAUCCGGACGAAGCUGAGACCCUUCGCUGCUGCGGUGGCCUUCUUUAGCAGCUGCAUCAACCCCAUCCUGUACACAUGUGUUGGAAAGCAGUACAUGCGGCGGGCAGGUCUGGCCUUCAUGGCGCGUCUCUUUGAUGCCACAGGACGAGAUUUGAUGUCUCGUAAAUUUCAAAGCAGCGUAAACCAGCAGCGUGAAGUGGGAGAAAACGACGCACUGCGUGAUAAGGAGUCUGAAUCCACGACAAGCGUGAACACAAGUGUUAACAUCAAAGCGACACGUGUGCAAAAUUGAAAAGAGUGAGGUCCUGUAUGAAACAUUUAGGAUUUGCGUUCAGAUGUCAGAUAUGAGGGAAAAAAACAUUUUCAAACACAUCCAAUGACGUCAUGGGGAGUUUUAUUCUGAUACAGCAGACUGAACGGAUCAGAGGAACACUGCGUCCUAGUGAAGGUUCUCGCAACAUUGCAUCAGGGUGACACGUGACCUCAGAUCUCAGGCAGUUCAAGGUCUGUCCAUCAGGUCGCGCCAAAACAUCACACGAUUUAACGUCAUGACGCACUGGAUAAAUGUUGUGUUUCAAUGCAACAUGACUGAUUUUUUUUUGUUAACAGACAUCGGGAUUAAUUUCAUCUGUUAUGGAAAGAGCUUCGAAUAAAUAAAUAAAUACAUUUAUAUUCAUACAAGUUCUGUCAUUCAAGGAAAAAUGAAAUAGAGACUGUGUUCACACCAGUGAACCAUCUGGAAGAGCAAAAUAUCACUAAUAAUAAAAUUGCAAAAACAAACAACAAAAAAUAAACAUUAAUUUGAGAGCAAAAGUUUGUGCCCCCUUGUUUUCCCCCCCAAUCUUUCAUGUGAUUGGAUAAUUGCAUAAACAUAUCCAGGGAAUGUAUCCAGGGAAUCCUAAUAUAUUCUGAGCAUUGACGUUUUAGCCAUAGGUUUUGGACUGUGCUUUUUUGUGUCAGGACACGACCUAUUCCUUUGAUUGUUUUUUUAAAAUUCGUUAAAUAUAGUUACGUUUUCAUUUUUUUGCACCGAAACGUUUUCAUUCAUUUCAAACUGAUAAAAAAGUUUUCAAUAACUUUAUAAAAUCGACUUAUAUUAAUAAAUACAAAUCAAUGAAUAAUUUUAAGACUAGUUGUAUAAUCUUAUAAUUUUCUGUAU
Messenger RNA from Tachysurus vachellii, 2218 nucleotides. It is a transcript of the gene ltb4r2a, whose product is annotated as leukotriene B4 receptor 2a. Gene Ontology annotation, molecular function: complement receptor activity; leukotriene receptor activity. Gene Ontology annotation, biological process: inflammatory response; positive regulation of cytosolic calcium ion concentration; complement receptor mediated signaling pathway. Bases 230 to 1351 code for a protein of 373 amino acids. The record is from RefSeq and is a predicted model, not a curated record. Lineage: Eukaryota; Metazoa; Chordata; Actinopteri; Siluriformes; Bagridae. Gene Ontology annotation, cellular component: plasma membrane. The transcript is spliced from 5 exons.